GCGACACACAUAAAAGACAGUCAACAGAAAAAAAAAACAGAGAUAUGGCACUCGUACAGUAAACUUUCAGCUUUCAAAACCCCUGUAUCUCCGGCUUGGCAUAUAUCUGCUUUAGAGAGGAGGAAGGAGGAGGACCAAGGACCAGCGAUGUCGGGGCGCCUCAACCAGCAGCACGCGGCGUAUGCGCAACGAAUGGAGCAAGAGAAUAACCGGGUGCAGGCUACACAGGCCGUGAACAGCUACUACAGCCACUGGGGCAAAGUUACAUCGCGCUUCGAGAACUGGACAAACAAGGAGUACUAUGAGAAGGCCGAACAGAAGCUCCAAUCCCAUCGAGAUCAGCAGGAAAAGGAAUUGGCUCUCAGGGAGCGGCAGGCUAAGCUUCGUGAACUUUUUGCCUCUGAAUCCGAGGCCUACGAUAAUGAAAUAGAGCGUCGUCGUCGUCCGCGGGAACCUGGCGGUGGAGACCUCCAAAUGCUAGGCCGAGUAAACCAAUCCCUCAAGGAGCAGGAACAACUCCGUCGCAAACUAGAGAUGGAGGCCAAGCUGUACGGUCGCUGGCGGCAUGGAGUCGAUGAUGAAAAGCUGCUUUACCAAUCCAAAACGGACAACGAAGUGCUGGCCAAACUCAACUGGCUGGACCGCCAGAUCGAGAAUCAGCAGCAGCGCGAGGAGCAGGAGGCGCUGGCCGCCGAAAGGCAGCUUCUAUUGCAGCAAGAGAUCAGCCGGACUGAGCAGGCUCAAAAGGAGCGCCAACAGAUACGGGAGCAGCAGUUAAAGGAAUUGCGGGCUCUACAGGAAUCCCAUAUGUCGGAACUUCGUUUGCGCCAGCAAGAAUCUGACAAGUUGAAGGAGGAAGAGCAGCACUUCCAGCUCUUCUUGGGUGAACUUGACAAGGAGCGGGAACUUCUGGAGGAGAGCAGUGCCCUGGUGCUAAAACAGGCCGACUCUGGGAACGCCUACAACCUGAAAAAGAUCAAGGUGUUCAUCCGACAACGCAGCGAAGCCAGUCGCAAGCAAAUCUCACUGUGCAUCAACAUGUUGCAACGCAUGUCCAAGUACGUGGUCAAAACGGAGGAGCUGAACAGUCUUCUAGAGAAGUACCGUUCGCACCUGGAGAACGAGGAACUAUCCUGUGCCCAGAUAGAGUCCAUGUACGAGUCGGAAGCCAAGUACAACUUGCAGCGUUGUGAGGAGAACUGGCGGGAACAGCACUUGCAGCGCUACGGAGAGCUGAGCAAGUUCAUCGACCAAGAGAAGGAUUGCUUGGGCGGUCUGCUCCAAGAGAAUGUCAGUCAGCAGCAGGCAUUGGUGGAACUAAGAAGCCAACAUCUGUCCGCUAUUGAGCAGGCGAACAAGCAGUUAGAGCAACUUACUCAGGAGCAGUCUGAAAUGAGUGUUCCAUCGGUUACUAAUCUCAAGGAAGUGGAAUCCCAAGCUUCCGUUUCAGAGCAGUCGUUUGAAGAGAACCCUAUGCCCAAAGUGAGUGACUCCUUCUCUAACCUUAACUUAGACGUGUGGAAGAAUCUGCCCCCGGCUCGUGGAGAAGUGGACUUGCAGCGCCUUAACAAAUCUCGUUCCCUGAAUGUGGUUACCUCACAGACAGCCGCUCCACCGAAGUUCGCACGCAAGCGUGUGGCUUGGACUUAACAUUUCAAUCGUUUCAGCUUAAAUUUCAAUGGUAUUAUUAGACAUAUUGCUAGUUUAAUCUCUGUUUAGCCAUAGUUUAUCUUUUUGUGUAACUCCCACACACUCAACAUACACUCAACACACAUCCCAUUCCACUUCGAAACACUCCAACCCAAUGAAUACCACCACUUAACUCAAACGAACACCACUCUGUGCACUUGUAGUUGAUAAGGCUGAUAGAUAGGCGCUUCCCCCCGAGGAGGGGCAAUAAAUCACUCAAUUUGUGGGCCAGCAAAA
Messenger RNA from Drosophila eugracilis, 1926 nucleotides. Its product is annotated as trichoplein keratin filament-binding protein. The transcript has 2 exons. Gene Ontology annotation, cellular component: keratin filament. The coding region runs from base 148 to 1650 and encodes 500 amino acids. The record is from RefSeq and is a predicted model, not a curated record. Lineage: Eukaryota; Metazoa; Arthropoda; Insecta; Diptera; Drosophilidae. Gene Ontology annotation, biological process: apoptotic process.